AUGGCGGAAUCAUCUGCAGUAAAAAUUCCCAUCUUCAAUAUUUCUGAUCCACACCUGUGGUUCCAUAUGGUCGAAGCAACUUUCCAGCUUGCGACACCGAAGCCAAUUUCAGAGAGCAAAACAAAGUUUAACUACUGCCUCGCCCAUCUUCUUCCUGAAGUAGCCGCAGUUGUAAGGGACGUCAUUAUAACUCCUAACGCAGAAGAUCCUUUCAAAAAGCUGAAAGAAGAAAUUAUUGCAUGCUGCGGGGAAACAAAGUCCCAGGAAAUUCGACGUUUACUAUCCGGAGAGCAACUAGGAGAUAGAAAGCCUAGUGAACUCUUGCGCACUAUGCAGAGAAGAGCUGAAUCCCACAAAAUCUCAGAUUCGCUACUUUUGGAACUAUUUCUAAAUCAGCUACCGCAGCAUGUUCAGUCGAUAUUGGCCACAAUCCCUUCACUAAAUUCAACAAGAGCUGCUGAAAUCGCUGAUAAAGUAAUGGAAGUGUCAACUUCAAGUGAAGCUAGCGAAGUUUCUUCAAACCAACAAUGCACAAGAAGUUAA
Molecule: messenger RNA, 543 nt
Organism: Parasteatoda tepidariorum (common house spider)
Lineage: Eukaryota; Metazoa; Arthropoda; Arachnida; Araneae; Theridiidae
Source: RefSeq, a predicted model, not a curated record